Molecule: messenger RNA, 1487 nt
Organism: Drosophila ficusphila
Lineage: Eukaryota; Metazoa; Arthropoda; Insecta; Diptera; Drosophilidae
Gene: ste24a
Product: CAAX prenyl protease 1 homolog
Exons: 2
Coding region: 25-1380 (451 amino acids)
Biological process (GO): CAAX-box protein processing
Cellular component (GO): endoplasmic reticulum membrane
Molecular function (GO): metalloendopeptidase activity
Source: RefSeq, a predicted model, not a curated record
GUUUUAAUGAAAUAGCAUUUAAAUAUGUCUUCAUUGGACGCAGACACUGUGCUGCUUAGCAUUCUGUUGCUGGUUGUUAUUGAAAAUGCCCUGGAGAUUUAUAUUUCGCUGCGGCAGGUGAAAGUGUAUCGCACUGCACUGAAGGUGCCCGUAGAACUGACGUCACAUAUGGGCGAGGACACGUUUCACAAGGCGAGGAAAUAUGGUUUGGAUCAGGAGAACUUCGGCAUCUUCAAGGCGGUGGUCAUGGAUGUGGGUCUGCUCUGUCUGGAGCUGUACAUCGGCCUGAUCGCCCUGCUUUGGCAGCUGUCGGUGGAGCUGGUGGAUCGCCUGCAAUGGGACUCGAAGAAUGAGAUCAUCGUCAGCUGCGUCUUUGUCCUGAUCUCAAAUGUGUUGAGCACAUUCAAGGGACUGCCUUUCAAGAUAUACAAGAUAUUCGUGCUGGAGGAGACGCACGGAUUCAACAAGCAGACUGCGCGAUUUUUCGCCUGGGAUCAGCUCAAGGGUUUCCUGGUCACCCAGGUUCUGAUGAUUCCCAUCACCGCGGCCAUUAUUUUCAUUGUCCAGCGCGGCGGCGACAACUUUUUCAUCUGGUUGUGGAUCUUCACCGGUGUAAUAUCACUGGUUCUUCUCACAUUGUAUCCGAUUUUCAUUGCCCCCUUGUUCGACAAGUAUACUCCGCUGGAGAAGGGAGCUUUGAGGCAAUCCAUCGAGGAUCUGGCUGCCUCGCUGAAGUUCCCGCUCACCAAGCUUUUUGUGGUGGAGGGAUCUAAGCGAUCCUCCCAUAGCAAUGCCUACUUCUAUGGUCUCUGGAACUCAAAAAGAAUUGUGCUCUUUGACACGCUGCUGUUGAACAAAGGUAAAUCGGACGACUCUGAACUCUCCGAAGACGAAAAAGGAAAAGGCUGCACCGACGAGGAGGUGCUGGCUGUUUUGGGACACGAGCUGGGCCACUGGAAGCUGGGACACGUCACCAAAAACAUAAUCAUCAUGCAGGUUCAUCUCUUCCUUAUGUUCCUGGUCUUCGGAAAUGUCUUCAAGUAUCCUCCUUUCUACGUGGCCAUGGGAUUCCAGCCAGGCACCCGCCCAAUCCUCGUGGGCUUGCUGAUUGUUUUUACCUAUGUUCUGGCCCCCUACAACGCACUAAUGAACUUCGCGAUGACGAUCUUGUCGCGACGAUUCGAGUACCAGGCCGAUGAGUUCGCUUUUAAGCUGGGAUUCGCUGAGCAGUUGGGUCAGGCACUCAUUAAACUGAACGUGGACAACCUUGGCUUUCCUGUGUACGAUUGGCUGUACUCCACCUGGAAUCACUCACAUCCGACUUUGCUCCAGCGGCUGAAUCGGCUCAAGGAGCUCAAAGAAGAAAAGAAACUGAACUAAGACAGCUGGCAUCAUACAAGACCAAAGUUUACACUGUUCCCUUUUGUUUUAACGUACAAAAAAUAAAGUAAGGGGCUUACCCUAAAAAAAUUUUGAAGACUGUGUAA